Messenger RNA from Megalops cyprinoides (Indo-Pacific tarpon), 2424 nucleotides. Its product is annotated as actin filament-associated protein 1-like 1. The transcript has 19 exons. Gene Ontology annotation, cellular component: cytosol. NCBI's taxonomy places the organism in Eukaryota, Metazoa, Chordata, Actinopteri, Elopiformes, Megalopidae. Gene Ontology annotation, molecular function: SH3 domain binding. The record is from RefSeq and is a predicted model, not a curated record. The coding region runs from base 60 to 2366 and encodes 768 amino acids.
UAGCAUGCGUUCCCGGUGAGAUUUUGGAGAGUAAGUUAAUUAAGGAACUCCCCUCUAAAAUGGAGACCAAUAGCGCUAACUCAAUGGAACACCUGGUGACAGAGCUCAACGUCCUGCUGAAGAUGCUGGACCACGAGACGCUGAGCCCCAUCACAGAGGAGAAGAAGAGCACCGUCAGGAACCUGCUGAAGCAGAUGCACCCUUCAGUGAAUGGAACAGAUUUUAUAUAUAUGAACACCUCUCUCUAUGGAAAUGGCACCAGCUUUGUGGAAUCCCUUUUUGAAGAGUUUGACUGUGACCUCCGAGACCUGAAAGAGACAACAGAGGAGCCAAAAGACCAGGAGGUGGAGGAAACCCCAGAUACCCCCCCUUCUAAAUCUAGUCCAGUGGACACGCCCCCUCCUCUGCCCACCACACCUCCCCCAGAGGAUUACUAUGAAGAAGCCGUUCCUCUCAGCCCGGGAAAGUCCCCACAGUACAUCACCACCCGCAGAAGCUCCAGCCCACCCAACUCAAUCGAGGACGGCUACUACGAAGACGCCGACAACAAUUACCCCACCACCCGCAUGAACGGCCCUCGCAAGAACUCCUACAAUGACUCCGACGCCUUGAGCAGCUCGUACGAGUCCUACGACGAGGAGGACGAGGAGGCGAAGGCCCGGCAGCUGACCCACCAGUGGCCGUCGGAGGAGAACUCCAUGGGCCCUGUGAAGGACUGCCGCAUCUGCGCCUUCCUGCUGCGGAAGAAACGCUUCGGCCAGUGGGCCAAACAGCUGACCGUCGUCCGCGACAACAGGCUGCUGUGCUAUAAGAGCUCGAAAGACCGCACGCCGUACAUCGACCUGCCGCUGAACCUGUGCAACGUCAUCUACGUCCCCAAGGACGGGAGGCGCAAGAAGCAUGAGCUCCGUUUCUCUCUGCCUGGGGGGGAGGCCCUGGUGCUGGCCGUGCAGAGCAAGGAGCAGGCCGAGGGCUGGCUCAGGGUGAUCCGUGAGGUGAGCAGUCAGGAACCAGGCGGUGUCGGAUUGGAUGAAUCCACCUCCCCCAUGCUCCUCCGGAAGCUGGAGCUGGACAAGAGGCUGUCAGCUGACAAACACACCUCUGACUCAGACAGCGUGGCCACAGGUGACAACGUCUCCUCCAGUCAUGCCCGAGAGCAUGGGAAGGUGAAGCGUGGUGCUCUGUCAGAGCUGACGGGGUCAAUGAGCCGGGCGGCGGGGCGGAAGAUCACCCGGAUCAUCAGCUUCUCCAAAAGGAAGCCCCCGCUUCCCGGAGACCCCCUCACGUCCCCUCAUGACGACUACAGCCCCCGAUGUGGUUAUCUAAAUGUACUGGUCAACCAGAGCUGGAAAGAGCACUGGUGCUGUGUGCGGGGCGGUUUCCUGCACUUCCACCAGGACAGGGGCGACCCACGCACCAGCAUCAACGCUGUGGCCCUCCAAGGCUGUGAAGUGGCCCCUGGACUGGGACCCAAGCACCCCUUCGCCUUCCGAAUCCUGCGGGGGGGCAAUGAGGUGGCGGCGCUGGAGGCCAGCUGCUCGGAGGAGAUGGGCCGGUGGCUGGGGCUGCUGCUGGCGGAGUCGGGCUGUGCCACCGAUCCGGAGGCCCUGCACUAUGACUACGUGGACGUGGACACCAUCACCAACAUCCGGGAUGCGGCCCGACACUCCUUCCUGUGGGCCACGUCCUCUAGCAGCACCUCCACAGACUCCCGGACGUAUGACGAGGUCCCCUAUGAGAAGGUGCAGCACCCCGAGGAGCAGAGCCUAAGGACAGGAGCAGGGGCGAAGCAGGAUGCUUCUCCAUCUAGAAGAGAAAUGCAGAAGGUCCAACCCCAGGUCACGAUCAAUCAACACGGGUCCAAUGUGAACCAGUACGGGAAGUAUGGGAAGACGAGGGCGGAGGAGGACGCGCGGAGGUACCAGCAGGAGAAGGAGGAGCUGGAGAGGGAGCGGGAGGGGAUCAGAAAAGCACUGCUCAAGCUACGGCAGGAGAAGAGAGGGCUGAAGGAGGAGCUGAAGAGUGCCACAGGUAAGCAGCAGAAGGCUCUGGAGGAGCGCCUGGCUCAGCUGGAGGAGAGGUGCAGGGAGAAGGAGGGGGAGCGGGUGGACCUGGAGCUUAGGCUGGCCGAGGUGAAGGAGAACCUAAAGAAGUGCCUGGCAGGAGGGGCACUGGGGGCACCUGGAGAGAGCAAGCCUGCCAGAAAGCAGGUCCAGGUGAGCAAGGCUGAGAGUCCCUACAGCGAGGCAACCCUGCCGGUCAACUGUGCCUCCGAGCUGAGGAAACGCCCCCCCUCCAUGUACGCCUCCGCCCGCGGGAACGUCAUGCAGAAGGCCAAGGAAUGGGAGUCAAAGAAAGGAACCUAAGCUAGAUGCUAUUCUGUGAGAUGCCCCACCUGCUGCUUCUGGGAAUGCAUGGAGGAUG